UUGUAACGGGGGUUUGCAGCCUUAUUGCACGUAGUGGCUUUUCUAACACGUGGAAUUAGUCGAAUCCUGAUCUUGCAUUGUUAUUCGAAAAGUGAAGUAAACAAUGUGGAAACUGAAGAUCGCAGAGGGAGGGAGUCCAUGGCUGCGUACGACAAACGAUCACGUUGGCCGACAAUUUUGGGAGUUUGAUCCUACGCUGGGGUCCCCUGAGGAGCUGGCCGAUAUCGAGAAAGCUCGACAGACAUUUCAUGAAAAUCGAUUCAAGAAAAAACACAGCUCAGAUCUGCUUAUGCGCAUUCAGUUUGCAAAGGAGAACUCAGAGUCCUCUGUAUUCCCACCAAAAGUCGACAUAAAAAAUGAUGAAGAUAUUACGGAGGAUAAAGUUACAAAUGUAUUAAGAAGAGCUAUUGGUUUCCAUUCAACCCUCCAGGCAGAUGAUGGACAUUGGCCAGGAGACAUAGGGGGCCCUAUGUUUUUAUUGCCUGGUUUGGUCAUUACCCUAACAAUUACAGGGGAAUUGAAUGCAGUCUUAUCCAAAGAACAUAAACAGGAGAUCUGCCGCUACAUUUACAAUCAUCAGAAUAGAGAUGGUGGAUGGGGUCUACACAUCGAGGGUCAUAGCACUAUGUUUGGCAGUGCCUUAAACUAUGUUACCUUGAGAUUGUUGGGUGAAGGAUGUAAUGAUGGAGAAGGGGCAAUGGAGAAGGGACGCAAGUGGAUUUUGGACCAUGGUGGUGCCACUUUAAUAACAUCUUGGGGAAAGUUUUGGCUUUCAGUACUUGGGGUAUUUGAGUGGUCUGGAAAUAAUCCGUUACCCCCUGAGAUGUGGGUCCUUCCAUAUUUCUUUCCCGUGCAUCCAGGUAAGAUGUGGUCUCAUUGCCGGAUGGUGUACCUUCCUAUGUCAUACUUAUAUGGGAAGAGGUUUGUUGGACCUAUCACAUCUACCAUUCUAGCCUUGAGAGAGGAGUUAUUUAUUGUCCCCUAUCACAAUAUAGAUUGGAAUAAUGCGCGCAACCUUUGUGCCAAGGAAGAUCUUUAUUACCCUCACCCAUUCGUCCAAGACAUAUUGUGGGCAACUCUUGACAAGUUUGUGGAGCCUAUACUCAUGAGAUGGCCUGGGAAAAAGUUGCGAGAGAAGGCUCUUCGCACUGCAAUGGAACACAUCCAUUAUGAGGAUGAUAGUACUCGCUAUAUAUGCAUAGGGCCUGUAAACAAGGUGUUAAAUAUGCUCUGCUGCUGGGUAGAAGAUCCAAACUCAGAGGCUUUCAAGCUACACCUCCUAAGGAUACAUGAUUAUCUUUGGCUUGCUGAAGAUGGCAUGAAAAUGCAGGGUUACAAUGGUAGUCAACUUUGGGAUACCGCAUUCACCGUUCAAGCAAUUAUCUCUACAAACCUCAUCAAAGAAUUUGGUCCAACACUGAAAAAAGGACACAUGUUCAUAAAGAAGUCACAGGUGUUGGAUAACUGGCCUGGUGAUCUUGAUUAUUGGUAUCGUCAUAUUUCAAAAGGUGGUUGGCCUUUCUCAACAGCAGAUCAAGGAUGGCUCAUUUCAGAUUGUACUGCAGAAGGGCUCAAGGCUGCACUCUUGCUUUCAAAAUUGUCAUCAGAUAUUGUUGACGAGCCACUGGAUGCAAAGAGAUUUUAUGAUGCUGUCAAUGUUAUUUUAUCUUUACAGAAUUCAGAUGGUAGUUUUGCAACAUAUGAACUGACAAGAUCCUACAGCUGGUUGGAGUUGAUCAAUCCUGCUGAAACUUUUGGUGACAUUGUCAUUGACUACCCAUAUGUAGAGUGUACUUCAUCUGCAAUUGAUGCUCUGGUGGCAUUUAAGAUAUUGUACCCUGGGCAUAGGCAAGAAGAAGUACAACGUUGUAUUGAUAAAGCUGCCGCCUUUAUCGAAAAAAUACAAGAACCAGAUGGUUCAUGGUACGGUUCCUGGGGAGUUUGCUUCACAUAUGGCACAUGGUUUGGAGUGAGAGGAUUAGUGGCUGCUGGAAGGAACUUCUCUAAUUGCUUGAGCAUUCGUAAGGCCUGUAACUUUUUAUUGUCUAAGCAACUUGCUUCAGGGGGAUGGGGAGAGAGCUAUCUCUCUUGUCAAAACAAGGUGUAUACCAAUCUUGAGGGGAAUCGAUCUCACGUUGUAAAUACGGGAUGGGCUAUGCUAGCUCUCAUUGAUACUGACCAGGCCAAGAGAGACCAAACGCCAUUGCACAACGCAGCAAGACUAUUGAUUAACUCUCAGAUGGGAAAUGGAGAUUUUCCGCAACAGGAGAUUAUCGGGGUUUUUAACAGGAACUGCAUGCUUACAUAUGCUGCAUUUAGAAACAUCUUCCCAAUUUGGGCCUUGGGAGAAUACAAAUAUAGGGUACUUCAGGUGCCAAGCUAAAUUUACUUUAAUGGUAGUUAUCUUCCAUUCAUUUGUAUCGCCUUUUGAACAUUAAAAGAGUCUUGAAAUGGUCUCUUCUGAAGAAACUUACGAACUGGAAUGUGUUAGAGAAACAAAAUGGGGGUAUUCGUCAAAAUGAGAUCUCUCUUUUUUUAUUUUUUUGUCUUCAAGAUUUAUAUAUUCAAGUGCUAUGUUAUAGGGGAGGGAACAAACUUUUGUACCUUCAUGUAAUCCAUUUUAUUAGAAAUUUGGCAACACUAAGAUGAUACAUGAAGUAGAGUGCUCCAAUUAUCUUUAAAAUAGGCGAAUGCCCGUGCGUUGCACAGAAACACCUA
This is a messenger RNA of Lactuca sativa (garden lettuce), 2718 nucleotides long. RefSeq names its product cycloartenol Synthase. Gene Ontology annotation, molecular function: intramolecular transferase activity. Gene Ontology annotation, biological process: triterpenoid biosynthetic process. Lineage: Eukaryota; Viridiplantae; Streptophyta; Magnoliopsida; Asterales; Asteraceae. Gene Ontology annotation, cellular component: lipid droplet. The record is from RefSeq and is a predicted model, not a curated record.